CCUGCCGUGGAAGGGUUGUAACCCUGUCGUGGGAGGGGGUGUAACCUUGCCGUGGGAGGGGUGUAACCCUGCCGUGGGAGGGGUGUCCACAGUGCAUGCGUGUGAUGGAGCCGUCGCUCGACGCGCUGCUGCGAUGGAGCGCAAUGCACAGUGGGGUAAUCAGCUUGCUGCCGGCUGCUGGCGUUCCUCGUGGCAACGACCUUUUAUCGGUAGACCAUCGCCCGCCGUCGACCACUUUUUGCCAAUGGAUCGUCCGACGAGUGUGGUUGGGGAGGGAGCGGUGCCAGCAGUUACCACGGCGGCACCGAGGCCGCGGUCCGGCGGCGAGAGCUGUGCUCCCAGCCAAGACUUCCCGAGGCAAACCCGAUCGCAUCACAUACCGCUACCCGCCAGCUCCUUUCAUCCGUUGCCUGACGGGUGGUAUGGUCUCAAGUGCUGCUGUUUACUGCCCCGGCUACCGGGCUGGCGUCCCCGAAGUAUCAGAGCCCCUCCCCCCUCUCCCCCACCCCUGCCCCAUAUCAUGAGGUGGUCCACCAGGCGCCAGGUUCUCUCGUGGGUCCAGGGUCUCCGUCCCGGCGACAGACCGCUGUGAGCCUGCGCCAGGCGCCUUGUCUUCCCAGUGGCCACACCCGGCUGACUGCCUUUUGCCCGCCCUCCUCUGGGCGACGCAUCACCUGUCCAGUACUGACGUCUGACUGAGGCCUCGCCUCUGCACUGCUCACAUGUCCGCGACUGCCCCGUCUCCACCAUGGCCGGUGUCCUGUCGUCGGCCCGUCUCGCCGGCACUGACGCGCGCGUCCGGUCCGCCCCCAGCCGGCGUGAAACCGCGCUCACUGUCGCCGGCGUACCACAUCGAGUACCGGCCGCACCGCGUGGAGGAGCGGGCCGGCUCGCCGGAGCCGGCCGAGCCGCCUGCGCUGGCCGUCGGAGGUGCCGUCGGACCGGCGCCCAUGACGCCGCGCAAGAUCAAGCGGCGCGCCAUGACACGCACCUCGCAGCGGUCCUCAGGCCGCAGCUCGCGCAGCAACCGGUCGCGCUCGAGCCAGCGGACCCGGCGCCACCCGAACCCGGUGACGCAGCUGCUGGACUCGUCGUCGAGCGAGCUGGCGCCCGACCGCGGCCACACGAACCCCGGCUUCCUAGCGUCGGAGCGGCCGGCCGGGCCGCCGCGGCCGCCGUCCGUCCACUCGAGCUACUCCAACUACCACGGCCAGCGGCGGCCGGCGCCGGCCGUGGCCUCCGACUACGGCACGACGGGCACGCUGAGCGCCGCCGGCGACCGGCGGCCCGGCGGCCAGGCGCCGCCGCUGCCGCGCUACGGCGAACACGCCGACUACGGCGGCUACGGCCGCGCCGGGCCGCCGCCCUACGAGGCCGUGCCCAGUCUGACUGAGACGUCCAUGUGAGGGCGCCGCCGAGCGCCGAAGCUGGCUGGAGCCCACGCGCGGGCAUCCACGUACGGCCGGAGGUGACCUCGCGCCUAGACGGCGACGCGAUGCGGCGCGAGGCCGGCAAAGCGUGUGGCACCUGCUGCGGCGGGAGGGGCGGACGCGAGAACGUCACCUGCGGACGGCGCCUGCGGACGGCGCCGCGCAGAGGUGUGCCACUGAUGUCGCGCGCCGCCCCAGUGAUGUCAGGGCGGGCGUCAGCCGCGUCUGCCAGCGGCGGCGCGGUGUGAGGCCGCCGCCUGUGUGAGCUGCCGUGGCUGUGUGUGGUGCGGCCAACAGCAGAGAUAUCCGCCGUCCCCGGCAGAUGGAGCUCCUCCGACAAUGACGAGUGUUUACCUGGUCGGUUUCUACCUGCUGGGCCUCCUCAGUACUUGCCCUGUUGCCAUGGUCACGGGAUCAGCGGGGGUAUGUGUCUUGUUAGCCAUGCCCGUCUGGAAGCAGCUUUCUCCAAGACCCAUGGUGAACGCGCGUUAUCGCCUCGUGCUGUGCCCCUGUGUUCCGUUGUAGUCUUCCUAGCAGCAUUGAUCACCUCUCGUGCAGUGCUCGCCGCGCCUGCCAGAAAGAGCGCGGCCUCGGCGCGCUUUCCAUCGCGCCGGCUUCGAUCAUCCCCAAAGAUGGCGGCGGCCACAAUCGGUCCCGGGGCGGCCAUGUUGGCGCCGCCGCCGCCCGUUCACUGCCGACCUGCCCGCCGCUGGCCGGCCUGCGCCAGCCGGGCCGCUCAAGUGCCGAUGACAAUCAGGAACGCUAAGACACGGCCGCCUGUUGGCCGGCGCGCCACCCCAGUGCCUUCUGAUGAUGAUGAUCUCCCUCCCCGCACCGUCCGCCGCCCGUCCGUCCACGCGCCGCUUGAGGGUGCGCCUGCGGGAGGAGCCGGCCGAGCUGUGUACACAGGCACGGCCUGCGAGCUGCCCGCGAGUCCGAGUUCAGAGACGCGCGGUAGCGACUGAACGGCGUAUGGACUGGAUUAACUGUGGCAGCUUUGCGUGCGUGGUCUUCUCACGUUUUGACGUGCUUUUUUAGCGGUAGGCUCGUAACGAAAUGUGUUCUGUCGUCCUUCAGAUGUUGAACUUUGCAAGCGGACGUAGCUGUAAGCAUAUUUUGUAAUCAUGUAUUGCUCGCUCGGACUGUUUUGUAGUGAUGCUCCAUAUGAAUCACAUCUACAUCCUGUAUAUUUAAUCACAGGGGCUCAAUACACCCGAACCGUGAGUGCA
Pollicipes pollicipes is the source of this 2659-nucleotide messenger RNA. Its product is annotated as translation initiation factor IF-2. The transcript is spliced from 2 exons. The coding region runs from base 723 to 1406 and encodes 227 amino acids. The record is from RefSeq and is a predicted model, not a curated record. NCBI's taxonomy places the organism in Eukaryota, Metazoa, Arthropoda, Thecostraca, Pollicipedomorpha, Pollicipedidae.